This is a messenger RNA of Vigna radiata var. radiata (mung bean), 4481 nucleotides long. RefSeq names its product RHOMBOID-like protein 2. The transcript is spliced from 3 exons. Lineage: Eukaryota; Viridiplantae; Streptophyta; Magnoliopsida; Fabales; Fabaceae. Gene Ontology annotation, biological process: proteolysis. Gene Ontology annotation, cellular component: membrane. Gene Ontology annotation, molecular function: serine-type endopeptidase activity. The coding region runs from base 3332 to 3889 and encodes 185 amino acids. The record is from RefSeq and is a predicted model, not a curated record.
AAAGAGAAAAUAAAAAUAAAAAACAUAAAAUAGAAUAAAAAGAUAAAAUAAAAUAAAUAACAACAAAAUAGUAAGUAAAUAAAAAAAGGGGUGCAUAGGUACUUAAAUAAGAAAAGGGGGUGUUUAAACCAACUUUAGUUUUGGGCUAAAGCCCAAGUGGAAAGCGGGUGAGGAUGAAAAACAGGGGUGUGCAAACCAAUUUAAUUUUAAUGACAGACUAGGCCUAAGCCUAAGUGGAAAUGGGGUGAAAAUGUGAACAAAGUUGGUGCAUCAUAGUUUUUUUUCUUUUUAUUGAAUGAAUGGGCUUGAGCCCAAAGAGAUGGGGGUGCGAGAGUGAGAAAUAAGGGGUGCGCCUGGAAGGGAGGUUCGGUUUUUCUUUUUUAUUUUUAUUUUUAUUUUUUUUUCUUUUAAGAAUAGCCUAAAGGAUCAGGCCCAAGGCUCUUCAGCAGAAAGGUUAGGGGUUAUGUUUCCCCUACCUCAUUUCAACAUUGCACGUUCUAGAGAUUUAAGUUUCUCCUUCGAGAAACCCUACAGGUUUCACCUCCGCCAUCCACGUUUCCUCUCCCUCGACCAGCCGUCGUGACGUCGUUAAAGCUCGAUCGGAGGUGCUGCCGGCGACGCGGGUCGCCACCGCAAGGAUGUUGCCGCUUCAGCCACCACUCGAACAGCCACCGUGCCGCUGCCCCAGCCAUCGCCAGUGCCGCCGCUCAAGCCGUCGCCAGCUCCACCGUUCAACGUCGCCGCUGUCCUUGCCGGAGAUGCAUUCUCUCCAGCGCCGCCAGCGCCGUUCUCCGUUCAACCACAUUGUCGACCACUGCAUCUCCUUCCUCUCCGAAACGCGAGCUCUUCUUGACCGGGUGUGAGUUUUUCUGAUGGUGUAGGGAGUGUUGGGCUAUUGGCUUCGAUUGACGCAAUCGAAUGGUGAAAGGAACACACUGUGUGAAUCGGUGUGAGUUGGGGAAUGAAGAUGACGCACUGGUUGGGUUUAUGGAGAAUAAUGGAGAUGAAUGCAAGUUGAGGAUGAGGUUGAGGAUGAUGGUGUUAGGCGUGAAUGGAGUGGUUAUGGUGAAGACGAAGGGAAACGACGUGUAGCAAAAUUCAAGAUUGAUGGGGGUAUGUAUAUGGGCUAUAGGCGUUGAAAGAGAAUGGAGGAAUAAGAAGAGCUGAAGUAAACUUGGGUUUUGGUUUGUUGGGAAGAUGAUGUAUCUACUUAGACGUUUCUCUAGCAGGAUGGUCACAGGGGUUUUCAUGGUAUAAGCGAAGAUUGAUGAAGGAUAAUGUGGGUUUUGUAUCUGUUUGUAGGUUUGUGGUAAGGCAUGUUUUUGUUGUUAUGAAGCACGAAUGACAAAUAGUACGUGAAAGCAAAUCAUGUAUAUUGUCAAACAGAAUGGAUAGGGAAAGAUGACCAAGAUAUGCAUACAACACUCAGAAUAUUCAAUACAACCAUUCAUAAGCAUACAAAGGUAUUAUUCUAACAACUUGUAAUAUUCCACAACAAUCAUACAUAAGCGGCAGAGUAAAAAGACAUUCUAAUAGCGAUUACGAAAUAAGUUUACUCGUUUACCUCUCGGGGCCCCCCUUACUAUGAUUGUUGUGACAGGAUGAAUGUUAGGAAACUACUUGUAGUUAGGAAGAAGUCUGUAUAAAAGGGGUUGGGGUGCUGUGGGAGUAGUUAGUUUCAGAGUCUUAUUGUUGUGCGGGAACUUUUGGAGUUUUUUGGGGAGAGGUUAAGCUCUCUGAGUACCUUGUAUUCACCACUUUCUUGAUUCUUUUGCAAUAAAACGAGGCUGUACAAUUCAAAGGAAUUGUUCUGUGUUGUGUUUCGAGUGUUUUUCAUUGGUUCUUGAUUAAAAGAACCUAUCAUUUGAUCCGACCUGUCGGACUGAAAGGGGGUUGAUGGAAAUGACGAGCAACACCGAGGGAAGGUUGGAGAAUCUUGAAAUUACGGUAGAAGGGAUUAAGGCUGAAACCGUUGCGAUACGACGGGACGUGCAGUAGAUAAUGAGGGUUCUCGGGACGUAGUCGAACCACCACGACAGGCAAUUCGAUGAUAGCUCUGUUAAUAAGAAUUAGAGGCGGGGAGAGGAGGAAGACGGAGGAAGAGGGGUCGGAAAUCAACCAGAGGGGCAGAAACAGUGGCGGAAACAGGUGACGCUACCCAUCUUCGAGGGGAUCGAUCCCCUGAACUGGAUCCAUCACGCAGAGAUAUUUUUCGAACUUCGAGGAGCAGCGGAUGAGGAGAAAGUGCGACUCGCGUGCAUGAGCAUGAAGGGUAGUGGGGGUUUCUGGGUCAGAGUCUGGAAGGAGAAAGCCAAGAAUCGUUCUUGGGAUGGUUUGAAGGAAGCCAUGGUAAUAAGGUUCAAAACAAUCAAUGAGUGAUCGACGAUAUUCAAAUGGAAGCGUGCGGUGGAUGAGUUUGUACAAGACCCCAAGAUUUUGGAGGACCGAACGAAGAAGGUGGCGGAUGAGCAGCUGUUGGUAGAGAGUAGAGCAAGACCGAACGGUAUUGGAAGACCGAACGGUAUUGGAAGACCGAACGGUAUGAAUGGCUCAAAGGCCAGUCUCAGACCGAACGGUCUGGACAACAGAAACUGAAUGGUACCUUACCCAAAAUUUCUGAAAAGAUGGAGUUUACGCGUGAAGCUUCUGAUGGAAGAUGAGGAAGAUGACGUAGGCGACGGGGAAGAACAGGAGACGAAACCCAUGGAAUUGUUGGUGUGGUCGGCGGAAGGGCUGACGCCUCCCAAAACCAUUAAAUUGACAGGAUUAAUUGGGGAAAGUCGAGUGGUGGUCCUCAUCGAUAGCCACGACUUCAUUAUUCAAAAAGUGGUAGAGGAAUUGGAGCUGCUAGUGGUUGUCACACCGUCGUAUACAAUGAGCCUCGGUGAUGGACAUAAAAUGGUGAUGAGCGGACGAUGCGAGAAAAUUCGAAUACAUUUGGGAGACGCCACAAUGGAGGAAGAACUGUAUGUUUUUGAGCUUGCGGGAGUAGAUGUAAUCUUGGGAAUUGCAUGGCUAGCGAAGCUUGGGAAGGUCAUGAUUAAUUGAGGGGAAAUGUUCAUGGAAUAUAUGUUGAAGGGUAAGAAGGUAACAAUAAAGGAGGAUCCAACACUUUCCCGCCAGUUGGAGGAACCCAAGGCAUUGUUGAAGUUAGUGGAGGUUGAGUCAUGGGUACUUGUUUGGGAUUGGGGCAAAGUGGAGCAGGAGGAAUGUGGUGAGUGGAGGGGAGAUUUGACAACGAAACAGAAAGUGGAAUUAUGAUCAGUGUUGCAGACCCAUUAUCUUGGGUUUCGGGAGAGAGAAAACUUACCCCCACUUCCUAAUAUAAAGCAUGUUUACAGAAAAAAAAUUCAAGACUUGGAAAUUGGGUUUGAUAGAGAAAAAAAGAAGUAUGGCUAGAAGAUAUCUUGAGACUGGCGGUGGGAGACCCAAGAACAACUCAACAGAGGAAAACUACAUUGCGCAUGAGUCUUCGAAUAUUCACGAAGUUGAUACCCAUUGGACAUCAUGGUUGGUUCCUAUGUGGUGGUUGCUAAUACUGUUGUUUUUUGUUAUUUCCAUGGACCUCAACAAUUGUGUCAAAAAUAACUUCGGUCCCCAAUGUGGCUGCGUGGCUAAGUUCCUUGGAAGAUUCUCUUUCGAACCUAUGCAGGAGAACUGGUUCUCUUUUGAAGCUAUGCAGGAGAACUCGUUGCUUUCAUUGACUGAGAUGGGAGCCCUUGGGUGGGAAAGUGCUGGGAACGGGCAUCAAGGGUGGAGACUGGACACUUGCAUGGGGUUAUAUGCUGGAAUUAUGCAUUUGCUUGCUAGCAUGUUGAGUUUGUUUUUCAUUGGAAUUCGUUUGGAACAACCAUUUGGGUAUGGGAGGAUUGGAGUUAUAUACUGGUGACUAUCCAGGAUUAAUAUACUGGGUUCAACCUUGAGGAUAAGGUUGUUAAAGGAGAGGGGAGUAAUGUUAGGAAACUACUUGUAGUUAGGAAGAAGUCUGUAUAAAAGGGGUUGGGGUGCUUUGGGAGUAGUUAGUUUUGGAGUCUUACUGUUGUGCGGGAACUCUUGGAGUUCUUUUGGGAGAGGUUAAGCUAUUUGAGUACCUUGUAUUCACCACUUUCUUGAUUCUUUUGCAAUAAAAGGAGGCUGUACAAUUCAGAGGAAUUGUUCUGUGUUGUGUUUCGAGUGUUUUUCAUAGGUUCUUGAUUAAAAGAACCUAUCAAUGAAUGAAGCUGUUGUUGGAGGUUCAAGAGUCAAGAGCUCUCUCCCAAGCUGUGACGUUCGGUGUUGGUAGUGAGUCUCCAAUGUUCAAGCUGUGUUGGUGAGGUGUUCCUUCUUUGUUAAGGAAUCAUGGAUCUGGUAGAGGUGAAGAUGUCGUUGGGGUGGUCACGGGUGAGCUAAAGCCAAAGGGGAGAGUCAGUAGAGAGGGAAUAACGAGAGUUGCAUAGUCUGAAUGAACGAUGGAUUGUUUCUUUUUUAAUCCCCUGAUUUCU